This is a messenger RNA of Corythoichthys intestinalis (scribbled pipefish), 2655 nucleotides long. RefSeq names its product mitochondrial ribosomal protein L49 (gene mrpl49). Lineage: Eukaryota; Metazoa; Chordata; Actinopteri; Syngnathiformes; Syngnathidae. Gene Ontology annotation, cellular component: mitochondrial large ribosomal subunit; ribosome. The coding region runs from base 37 to 546 and encodes 169 amino acids. Gene Ontology annotation, molecular function: structural constituent of ribosome. Gene Ontology annotation, biological process: translation. The transcript has a single exon. The record is from RefSeq and is a predicted model, not a curated record.
AACCAACCUGGAGCUCUUCUCCUAUUUCCGUUAAACAUGGCGGCUUACCUCGCAAUUCGCACGGUGUCGUUGCGAGGAGCCUUCGGUCUACACAGGAGGACGCCGGGAUCUCCUAUUACAUCCGCAAGGCUCGGGUGCUCCUAUGCCACAGACGCGCCGUUCCAAGAGUCGACGGAGGAAUAUCACUUCGUCGAGCGUCUCAUCCCGCCAUCGCGGGUGCCCUCUCCGCCCAAGCACCUCGGGCCGACCCCGUCCGGUUGGACCCCCCCGGCAGAGUCCCCGCCGGCUCUCCCUUACAUGAUCCGCCGCUCCCGCAUGCACAACAUCCCAGUGUACACUGACGUGACCCACGGGAACCGUCACAUGACGUUGGUCCGGAAGGUGGAAGGCGACAUCUGGGCUUUGGAGCGAGACGUCAAAGAGUACCUGAAGAAAGUGACUGGCCGAGAAUUACCGACGCAAGUAAACGAGGUCACGAUGACACUGAGGGUCAAAGGCUAUUUUGAUAAGGAGCUGAAGGAAUGGUUGACCAGUAAAGGCUUCUAAAGGAACAUGGAGAAUGACUGCAUGGUUCUGUCAGACACACUUGAGUGACACUUAUUCAACCGUGUUUGAUAUCUUUGGAAUGCACACUAGUUGACUUUUGUCAGUGUUGCUUGUAGAUAAUUGCUUUCAAAUGUUCAUAAAGCAUACCUGUAAAUGCAUGCUCUGUAUAUUCUUCUUUGCAUCCAUGACACAGAGUAUCAACAACCUUUGACUCAACAUUUCCCGUUUAGUGAUGAUCUCCAGCAAAACGUGCAAUUAUGAAUACACACCAAACGGUGCACCUUAAUUUCCAUAUGUUCCGCUGUCAGUAUUGUAAAUGGCUUUGGCUAAAAUGGAUCGCGCAAAUUAGGGGUGUGUCAAAAUAUCGAAAUUGUGAUAUAUCGUGAUACUUUGCAUCCCAAAAGGUUAUCGAUUUGCUAAUGCCAAGAAUCAAGAUACCGGUUUAAAAAUGUGUUAAUGUUUAAAAAAAACAAAAAAAAAACAAGUUGCUACCAAGAUCUUCCACCAUAAUAGUGUCUCAGUUAUAUCUAUGCCUUCCAUUGACGGCGCUCGACACUGUCUAUUAAGAACGUCAUGGGGAAUGAACAUUUGUUCGUUCGAAACCAGAGCAUUCACAGUCACUCUUUACGAUUUUUGGGGCAUUUACAGGUCACUUCCUGUUCUGUAACCCAAAAUCAACAGGAAGUGACCCAUAAAAUGCCCCAAAAUUAACAGGAAGUGACCCUGAAAUGCCCCCAAAUCAACAGGAAGUGAAUAAAAGUCAACAGGUAAUGGCCUAAAAUGACCUUGUUGCCUGGCAUUGGCUGCCACUGGCUGCGUUUCAAUCGCGGUUUAAAUGACCCCUCGCUCAUUUGCCUUAGUCACCGCCCCCCCGGGGGAAUCCCCGCCGCCAUCUUAAGGGCCGUUCCAAUUCCCAAAACAGCAAAGUGAACUUGGUGAGAUGGAACCUCAGGUGGCUCAGUGAUCAAAUGGAAAAACGAUGGUCAUUCCGGAGCUCCCUGUAUCCCACAAUGCAUUGCAGUGGUACACAGAAAAUAUAUCCAUGCGGUGGUGAUAAUGAAGCUCAAAUACCGUUGGCUGCUGUCUAUUUACCACCAAAUAAGAAAAUGAAUGGAGGAGCCAGCACGGUGUUUGAAUGGGAUACCAAACUACCAAACCAAGAAUAAAAAAAAAAAUAGACUACGUGGCAGCUAUGGCAGGACGUAUGAAAUCACAGGAGUGCCCAAAAAAUAAAUAAAUAAAUGAGUAAAGAUAAAAAUAAACUUUUUUAUUGACUCACUUUUGUCAGUAAAGAAAAGGAAAAAACUGACAUUUUUUUGUCAUUGAUGUUUCUAUUUCGCUUGCCUCUUCUAUUUUUGCUUUUAACGAAAGAAAGGUCUGUCAAUCAAAUGGUGUUGGGAGGGACUGAACUUAAACUUCAAAUAGGUUAAAUGUAUUUGAACAACAAAUCUGUUUACAGAUUGUAAGGUAUAGACAAAUAAAUAAAUGAAUAAAUAAUGAAAUGCCUAAAUAAAAUUUGAUACAAAACUUAUAAUUCUGAUAAUUCCCAGGUACCAACAUAUUGCCAUCAAGCGCGGAAUACUUCUCCGGCUUAUUGACAUGAGUCGCAGUAUAUUUUGUGCGAUGUGGAAUAAUGGUGCCACCAGGGGGUGGCGAGGCCUGGCCAUGGCUCACCCCAAUAAAUUUGUUGGCUACCCCACUGGUCACCCCACUCGCCAGUAUAAUGUCAGAUUGUAGUAGCUGCGGAACUCAAAAUUCUGACUGGACUAUGUUCAUUAACACAAUAUAAUAGUAUACAAUAAACAAUAUAACACCAUCAACAAAAGUUUAUCAGAAGGUGUGUCUUGAAGUCUUUCUGACAAUUUUCUACUGGCCUGUUUAAUUCUACAACAUAGUAAAAACCUGAAAUUAUGGCUUUUAUUUUUGGGUGUGCCACCCCAAUGUUUUAAGUGGCCCCAUUUGGCCACCCCUAUGAAGAAUUUCUUGAGGCGCUACUGAUUUGAAAUAGGCAGUAUAGCGCUACUCCAACACCUAGUGGUUGUUCCAUGAAUUUCUUGCCUGUGAGUGAACGAGGGCAGUUGUGUUCCAUUUACGUCUUUCGCUCCCCCU